Messenger RNA from Styela clava, 2047 nucleotides. The record is from RefSeq and is a predicted model, not a curated record. NCBI's taxonomy places the organism in Eukaryota, Metazoa, Chordata, Ascidiacea, Stolidobranchia, Styelidae.
UACCAUGCCUAGUCAAAAUUUCUAUCAGAAAAACAUUGUUGGCUUUUGUAUCUUGUUAGGAAUUGCAAGCGAGUUACAAGCAAGUAUCAGUCUUGGUACAUGUCGCCUUUCUUGCGAACAAAACGAAGAAGAAUUGCCUUCCAUGGAAAGGGGACCCCCCGGUUUUGCGGGAAAACGGGGACCAAAAGGAGAGCCUGGAAUCCCUGGCCCUCCGGGACCACUUGCUUCUAUUAGCGAAGAGUGUGGAGCUAUUGCUGAACGAAAUCAGGAGUUGGAACGUAAAAUUGAGGAAAUAAAUGGUCGCAUGUUCCCGCGUGACUGCAUUGAAAUCAAGAAACAUGUCUUAUCGAGUGGAACGUUUGUCAUUUAUCCGUUCCUCGAAUCAAGGAAAGGAAUCCAGGUUUAUUGUGACCAAGAAACAGACGAUGGAGGUUGGAUAGUUAUUCAAAGAAGACUUGACGGAAGUCAAGAUUUUUUUCGUGUAUGGGACGAUUACGUCAAAGGAUUUGGUUACAAGGAAAGAGAGUUCUGGUUAGGUCUUGAAUAUAUUCAUGGAAUCACAAGUAACUCUACGUAUGAAGUGCGAUUUGACUUUUUCACUAAGGAAAACACAACUCUCUUUGCGAAAUAUAGAAAUUUCAAACUUGCGGAGCGGAAGACAGCUACAGAAUAACUUUAGGUCGUUAUACGGAAACGCAGGUGAUUCGAUGGCACACCACAACAAUAAUCAAUUUUCUACAAAAGACCAGGAUAACGACAACAGUCCAUUGGAACAUUGUGCAGAAAAAUACACUGGGGGGUGGUGGUACAACUUUUGCCACCACGCUAACCUAAAUGGCCAAUAUCAUGAAACAGAUGAAAAAGGACUAUCAUGGUUCGAAUAUGAGAAUAGCCACACGCCUUUCAUUGAAUGGGUGGAAAUUAAGAUAAGAAAAAGCGAGUGAAAAAUGAAGACUAACAACUGGCGUAUUGAUUAAGCCGUAUUACUAGCAUUAGAAGACUUUCAAGCUAUAAACCCGAUUUCGACUUUAGCUUGGAAAAGCAAUUCCAACUCUGCCAGAAGACAAUCAUGCUUGCAAUUUCCUUUUCAUAUUAUAAUUAGCUUCAGUAGCAAUAAACCUAUAUGUAUUGUGAUGAAUGUGAUGGUGUAAUAAUUUUAUGUUCUUGUUAGGACUGGGCAUAUCGAAUCGAAAAAAAAAUUAUUCGAAUCAGUUCAGAGCAAAAUUUCGAAUUGCCGCCAUUUUUUCCGCCAAUGGCCAAGAUGAAUUACCCAAUUUUUUUUAUUGAAGCUAUAUUUUUCAACGUAAUUCGGACAUUUUUUUUAUUUUCUGUAGUGAGUUAUUGAUAAAACAAGCUGAUUAUAGUGCCUGAACGCUCAGUAAUCUGUCGACAAUGAUGUAUUCUAUGUAUUCAGUAAUGCAUUUAUUGACAAGACGAAUUACAAUAAAUAAAGUCGCAUACAAUUAUAUAUCUCCCAAGUAUUCAAGAUUCGAUUCUAUUCGAAAAAAAUAUUCGAUUCAUUUCUGAAUAAUCAGGUAUGCCUAUUCGAAAAUACCCAGCUCUAGUUUUAUUGCAAUAAUUUUAACCGGGGUUCCGGCACUCUAAAGCUGCGCCCGUGCUGUCCAGGUGUUCCGAAAGCUCCAUUCAAAUCUGAGAGUAUGUUAUAUUCAUUUUUAUGUUUAUUGUUUAAAAGUAUAUUCACAUGCUUAUUAGGUUUGUAAGUAUAUAUUAUUAAACUUGCUUCAUUUUAAUUAUCAUAUCCUUCGUCUGUUUAUCCAACUUUUGGAUAUUUCUCUCCGAAUAGAACGGAUUGCCAAGAAUGUGUUUCUGCCAUUUGCGAUAUUUAAUUAUAUAAAACCUUUCAAGAAUUUUCGUUCGAAGUCAUUUAUCACUGGUCAUCUGAGAAAUCUCGUUGCUAGUGAAAAAAGACUAAAUGUAUCCAGUGUUACUCUGAAUCGUACAUAAGCAAUUCACUCGCUUAUACUAUACAUACAAUAGACCUGAAAUUCUUGUCAAAAAUGCGCCGAUCACCGACUCACCGAAAGUA